Molecule: messenger RNA, 2468 nt
Organism: Nyctereutes procyonoides (raccoon dog)
Lineage: Eukaryota; Metazoa; Chordata; Mammalia; Carnivora; Canidae
Gene: DNALI1
Product: dynein axonemal light intermediate chain 1
Exons: 6
Coding region: 82-858 (258 amino acids)
Cellular component (GO): axoneme; filopodium
Molecular function (GO): dynein heavy chain binding
Source: RefSeq, a predicted model, not a curated record
GGGAGCAGAGGUUUCCAUGGUGACGGCAAACAAGGAGCACGCUGGAGGGGCGGCCGCCGCACUCGAACCCGCGUCGCCGCCAUGAUCCCCCCUGCGGACUCUCUGCUCAAGUACGACACCCCGGUGCUGGUGAGCCGGAACACGGAGAAGCGGAGCCCCAAGGCACGGCCACUGAAGGUCAGCCCCCAGCAGCCCGGACCCUCCGGUCCAGUCCCACAGCCACCAAAGACCAAGCUCCCCUCCACUUCUGGGGUCCCCGAUCCUACAAAGCAGGCAGAAGAAAUCUUGAAUUCCAUCCUACCCCCAAGGGAGUGGGUGGAGGACACCCAGCUAUGGAUCCAGCAGGUGUCCAGCACCCCCAGCACCAGGAUGGAUGUGGUGCACCUGCAGGAGCAGCUGGACCUGAAGCUGCAGCAGCGGCAGGCCAGGGAGACCGGCAUCUGCCCCGUACGCAGAGAGCUCUACUCACAGUGUUUCGAUGAGCUGAUCCGGGAGGUCACCAUCAACUGUGCCGAGAGGGGACUGCUGUUGCUGCGAGUCCGGGACGAGAUCCGCAUGACCAUUGCCGCCUACCAGACCUUGUAUGAGAGCAGCGUGGCAUUUGGCAUGAGGAAGGCGCUGCAAGCCGAGCAGGGGAAGUCAGACAUGGAGAGGAAAAUUGCAGAACUGGAAACAGAAAAGAGAGAUCUGGAGAGGCAAGUGAACGAGCAGAAGGCCAAGUGUGAGGCCACCGAGAAGCGGGAGAUCGAGAGGAGACAGGUGGAGGAGAAGAAGCACAAUGAGGAGAUUCAGUUCCUUAAGCGGACGAAUCAGCAGCUGAAGGCCCAACUGGAAGGCAUUAUUGCACCAAAGAAGUGAUCGUUUCCACAUGGGUCUCAGCAAGCACUGCUACCCCAUCCUAAGCCCGUUGUAAUAAAAAAAAUAGCUAGUUUCCUGAGUGAACCAGCCCUGCCCUCCCCCGAUCACCACCUCCACGUUCGUCAGAAGUCACCCGGUGCCCCAGUGGAUGAGCAGCGGCCGGCAGCCAGGCCCCCGGCUGGGCAGCGGAAGGCGGUGGACGGCCAGCCCUGGGACCUGCCAACUCAGACAGGGAGGCUUUCCGCUCCCCACUCGCAGGUGAAGCAGCUGCCUUCCCCCCACGGCUCCAUACCACUGUACCGUCCGUUUCUAGCCAGAUGAGCCUCAUCCCCGCCCUGUUUCUGGCUCACCAUAUGCCCGUACCUGACGUUGGGCUGCUGGGGCCUCAGUGCGUCACUUGAGGUCUUUCCCCUCCCUCGCCCAGUGCAGUUCCAGUGACUCCUGUGAGUUGCGUGUUUAUCCGAGGUCGUGUCCCCCGCUGCCCGCCAAGCCCACCGCACCCUCUCCCCGGGUCUCAGGCCGCCCAGUAGAAGCCACAGCUUCUGAGAAAGUAAAUGUUUGCCAGGAACAAAGACAAGUCCCGAGGUCCCCUGUGAGCUGCCCGAUGCUCAGGAGCCCCGUGUGGUUUGCUCAUCCUCCCCUGCAGAAAGCCGCAGCCUGGCUCUACACCCCUCUAACCAGGGGUGUCUAAUGAGCCACCUCACGUGCAGCUCUCCCUACUGGAGGGGGCUACGGCCCGUAGACUGCACCGACUAUUCUUAAGUUAAACUCCAGGUUCCGAGGCCCCGAAGAGUAAGCUAGCAGGCUGUCCAGGGUGGGCCAGCGCGGUGAUAUGAGUGACUUCCGUCGUGGGGUCCGAAUGAAGGAGCGCCCUUGAAGGCACAGACGUGUCCGCGCAAUGCCUCGGGCUGCUCAGGACCCUCUGUAGUGGGGCUCAGAGCUGGCAUCGCCGCUGUUCAGGCUCCGAGACUCCCCGGAACAAGUGUGGUCCCACAGGAAGAGCCAUGUUCCAGGUCUCACCUGCCCCGUGCACGUCUAGCCUCAGAUGUGACAGCCGCCUCUGCCCCUGUCCAGGUGUCCCAAGGGAUUGCAGAACUCCACUAAGCUAACCUGUUGGGGCUGUCCUCGUGGGAAAGCACUCUGUUCACCGCAUGCGCUAGUUCCGGGACUCCCCAACAGGAAGGCGCGCGUCCUAACCGCACCCAUCUACUGGCUGUCCCGUCUGUUUUAAAGCCCAGGCCAUGUGCACUAUGCGCUUGGACUUUCCGGUUUUCACACUUCUGUUUCAAACUGCUAACUGCCAGUAUAAAACCAUUGCCCCUUCGGCUCCGUAGACCGCAUCUCUGUUUGGGCCAGAGCUUUACACGGCCUGGUUACGCUCGGGAACGAAGGGGGCCCAUUUAAGGGGCAGGAGUGCCAGUGGACCCCGUCAUCACUGAACGCCUUGGGGGGCAGAGGGAGCAUUUUCACUAGCACCGGUGAAGGGUUUCAACUGUUAAACCUCAGAACAAAUGCAUCAUGGCCUUAGAAAUGCCAACUGGGCAUGAAGAAAACGAACACAGUUUCUAACUGCAUAUUUUUGUAUAAUUUAAUAAACUUUUAAAAUGUUA